Carya illinoinensis is the source of this 741-nucleotide messenger RNA. Its product is annotated as nifU-like protein 2, chloroplastic. Gene Ontology annotation, cellular component: chloroplast stroma; mitochondrion. Bases 40 to 612 code for a protein of 190 amino acids. The transcript has 4 exons. Gene Ontology annotation, biological process: iron-sulfur cluster assembly. The record is from RefSeq and is a predicted model, not a curated record. Gene Ontology annotation, molecular function: iron-sulfur cluster binding; iron ion binding. NCBI's taxonomy places the organism in Eukaryota, Viridiplantae, Streptophyta, Magnoliopsida, Fagales, Juglandaceae.
GUCCAUCUUAGCACCGUCGCAGUUUUCUCCUCAGCCAAGAUGACAAGCCGCCCCCAGAUGAGGCCUACAUCGACCAACUCCUCCAGGAGAGAAAGGCUUUGCUCAAACUUAUCUCCGAGAGGAAGUGUCCAAUCCCGCUCACGCAGUCCAAUCUCUCACGUUGUGAAGGCUGUUGCUACUCCGAAUUCAGUUGUGGAAUUGCCACUAACUGCAGAAAAUGUUGAAAGUGUAUUGGAUGAAAUCCGACCUUAUCUAAUUGCAGAUGGGGGAAAUGUGGCAUUGCAUGGAAUUGAUGGCAACAUUGUACGAUUGAAGCUACAGGGAGCAUGUGGCACCUGUCCGAGUUCUGUUAUGACAAUGAAAAUGGGCAUUGAGUGUCGCUUGAUGGAAAAGAUCCCUGAAAUAGUCGCAGUGGAACCGAUAGCUGAUGAAGAAACUGGUCUUGAGAUGAAUGAGGAAAAUAUAGAGGAGGUACUCGAAGAAAUAAGGCCCUAUCUAGUUGGGGUAGCAGGUGGAUCACUUGAACUUGUGGCAAUUGAGGACCCAAUAGUCAAAGUUCAAAUAACAGGACCAGCUGCAGGAGUGAUGACUGUAACAAUCAAAUUUUCUUAAAGUAAUUAUAGAUUUCUUUUAUGUUUUUUAAUCUUUGAAGAAUAUUUAGCUUUCUGCUUCAAUAUUUAGCAAACUUUUUCCAGGCCCUCAAACCUGUGAAUAUGUAGCUGCAGAUGAUUUAAAUUUGCA